Coccomyxa subellipsoidea C-169 is the source of this 972-nucleotide messenger RNA. RefSeq names its product protein serine/threonine phosphatase 2C. Gene Ontology annotation, molecular function: protein serine/threonine phosphatase activity. The record is from RefSeq and is a predicted model, not a curated record. Gene Ontology annotation, biological process: protein dephosphorylation. The transcript is spliced from 7 exons. The coding region runs from base 1 to 972 and encodes 323 amino acids. Lineage: Eukaryota; Viridiplantae; Chlorophyta; Trebouxiophyceae; Coccomyxaceae. Gene Ontology annotation, cellular component: nucleus; cytosol.
AUGCAGACGGCUGACUCGCCUUUCGCCACAAUCGAUGACAGUGUUUGGGACGAGAAAUACUCCGACAGAUUUGGCCAGCUGGACUUUGGGGUCAGUUCCCUGCAAGGUCCCAGGGAGUCUAUGGAGGACUGCGCCUAUGUGGUUCCACGUGCCCGAUGCGGCUUCCUCUUUGCAGCUGUUUUUGAUGGGCACAGCGGCUUCAGCACAGCAGAGUACCUUACAGAUCACCUGUAUGGAGUGAUUUCUGAUGCCAUCAAUGACAACACAUAUGGCCAGGAGUGCUCUGUAUCAGGCCAUGAAGAUGAGGACGAGAGGAAUUCUGGGGCAACCGCCACUGUCGUGCUGGCGAGGAAAGACAAGCUGGUGGUUGCAAAUGUGGGCGACUCGCGAGCAGUGCUGUCCCGGCGGGCGCAGGCGGUGGAUCUGACGAUGGAGCACCGGGUGUCGGGGGGCGGCCCCGUGGUGGAGGCUGAGGUGGCACGCGUCACGGCGGCCGGCGGCUGGAUCGCGGACGGGCGCGUGUGCGACGUCAUCGCGGUGUCGCGCGCGUUUGGGGACCAGGAAUUCAAGGGUGACGGCAUGACCGGCAUGCUGCAGAAAGGCGUCAGCGAGGAGUGGUGGGAUCAGGCGUUUGCAGACUCCAAGCACUUGACGCAGGACCUGCUCGUGGCCACGCCAGAUGUCGUUGAGGCACCCGUGCAUGAAGACGACGAGUUUCUCAUCCUCGCCACUGACGGGCUGUGGGAUGUGGUGUCGAGCCAUGAUGCUGUCAGCAUGGCGCGGAGCGACUUCAAGAAGAGGAGGAGUGCGCAGCAGAUUGCAGAGAGGCUCACAAAGACGGCGAUCCAGAGGCGCACGGAGGACAAUGUGUCCGUGGUGGUCAUUGACCUGGGCGGCGGCAAAGAUGGCUGGGACAAGCCACAGCAGAAGAACUCCGAUGUAUGGAAGGGCUUUCUUGGGUUGAAAAAGUGA